GCAACGUUAGCAUGUUAGCAUGAUCCAGCGUAGGAGCAGAGUUAUCAUGGAAAUGUGCUCGUAGCGGACCUUUCUUCUCUUUCUAUGACUAUUGGAUGUGUGUAAAAUGUCCGGGCUUCUGGAUUUUUCAGAACUUCCUGCUGGCGUCCAGAAGCUGUUGGACAGUGAAGAAGAGCCUCCUGAGCAGCAGGAGUGGAUCCACAGCCUGGACCACGAGGACUCUGAGCCUCUGCACAUUAAAGAGGAAGAGGAAAUACUGUGGCUCAAUCAGGAGGGAGAGCAGCAUCAAGAACUGGAGGAGGCUGCUAACAUGAAGUUUACAUUCAAUCCUGACCACGUAAAGAGUAAAGAGGAUGAAGAGGGAACUCAGCUAUCACAUGUUCACCAACUACAAACUAAACAGAUAGAAACAGGAGCUGAAGGAGAGGACUGUGGAGGAACAGAGAUUGAAAUCAAGAUUGAAGACUAUUCUGACCCUGAGACUGAUGAUAGUGCUGACUGGUGGGAAACUAGAAACCAGCAGUCAGGCUUUAACUCUGUGGGAAGCAUUGAAGGCAUAGCAAAUUGUUGCACGUCUUAUGGGCGAAGUAACAGGCACACAACUGUUGCCCUUGUGCCUGCAGACCCAUGUGAGUCUGAGGGUGAGGACAUUAGUGAACCUGAGGAGGAAGAUGAUGCUGAUUGGGUCCCCCCAUGUGACAAAAAUGCUCCCCCACCGCCAAAGAAACAGAGAACCAAAAGCAGGCUAACAGACAGCAUUCAACACAGCGACUUCGAGGAGGGUGAUGAUGCUGAUUGGGUUGGUCCAUGUGAUGAAAAUGUUCCACCACUGCCAAAGAAGAAACAGAGGACCAAAAGCAGGCUCAUAGAGGUCCCUUCAAACAGCAUUCUCAAUCCCUCUCCUCCUUCUGCAACGAAAAAACAAAGAAAUUGGGCCAAGAAGGACAUUCCUAUGUUCACUGUCCCAGAGCCUGUCUUCUCGGUUCCAGAGUCAGUCCAGGAGCCAUUGGAGUAUUUCAAGAGGCUCUUCAGUGACCAGAUGAUUGAGCACAUAUCUGAGCAUACUAACCUGUACUCAGUUCAGCAGACUGGGGCAUCUGUCAACACCACAGCUGCUGAAAUUGAAGAUUUCUUGUCAGUGUUGCUGUAUAUGGGCGUGUUCCCGUUCCCCGCUAUUGGAGAUUACUGGGCUGCUGAGUCACGCUUUCCUCCAGUGGCAGACACCAUGUCAGUGAAGCGUUUCCAGGUUCUCAGAAGAUAUGUCCACUUCAGCGACAACUUCCAGACAGAGGGCAGCACUGACCGCUACACCAAGAUCCGUCCUCUCUUUGACAUGUUCAGACAACAGUGCCUCUUGAUUCCUGCCACCAACAGGCAAAGUGUUGACAAAGUGAUGGUGGCGUACAAAGGAUCCCGAGCUGGCAACCUUCUCCAGAAUAAGCUGGAUAAGUGGGGGUUCAAGAUUUUCUGUCGGGGCAGCUCAUCAGGAAUCAUCCACGACUUUAUACUCUACCAAGGGGCCACAACAUUCUGCAACAUUCAAGAGGAAGAAGUUGCACAUCUCGGCUUGGAAGACCUCCACCUAGGUGCCAAGGUUGUCUCUAUACUCUGCAACACCAUCGCCAACAAAGAGGCAACUGUGGUGUUUUAUGAUGACUUCUUUACCAGCCACACCUUGGUGAAGAUGCUGCACACUAACCUGGGAAUCAGAAGUGUUGGUACCGCCAGAGAAAACCUCACAGGUGGUGCAAUACUGCUGAGUGACAAGGAGCUGGAGAAGCAAGAGAGAGGAGCCGUUGAUUUCUGUUCAUCCAGCGGAGUCAUUGCAGUGAAGUGGUAUGGCAGCAAGUGUGUCACCUUGCUGAGCAAUGCAUGUGGGGUAGAGCCACUGUCUUCAGUGAAAAGAUUCUCAAAGGAUGCACAACAGAAGGUUGGUGUGCCAUGCCCAUCUAUUGUCCUGGCCUACAAUCAAGCCAUGGGGGGCAUCGAUCUCUCAGAUAUGCUGGUGAACCUCUACAAAACAUCAACGAAGUCAAGGCGCUGGUAUAUGCCCUUGUUUGGGUACAUCAUUGACUUGAGCAUAGCUAAUGCAUGGCUUAUCUACAAGAGGGACUGCGACCUUCUCAAGGAGAAACCAAUGCCUCUAAAGAAGUUCCGUCUGUCUGUCGCAGCUGCACUGACUAAAGCCAACAAGGUGCCAGCUAGGGCUGGCUGGCCACCAAGUGCACAGCACAAGCAACAUAUCCGUCGCCUUAACCCCCGAUGCCUCCACCCCACCAUGCAGGUCCGCUAUGAUGGCAUCGGACACUGGCCGUCAGUUGGCCGUCAGCGAGGGAGGUGCAACUUCUGCAAAGGUGGAGUGUCACGAUGGCGGUGUUCCAAGUGUGGAGAUGGCAAGUUGUUCCUUUGCUUGAACAGCAAAAAGCAGUGCUUUGUUGCAUACCACCAGAAGUGAAUGCAGAUUUGACAGGGUCUUAGUUUCACACUAAGCAAGUUUGACAAGUGUGAGCUGGAAAUAUGAAGCCUGUUCCCAUCACUGUUCAUAAAGAUUCAAUUAAUUUCUGUUCACAUUGAAUAACUGAGCAUUGUAGACUGUAUUUGAUUUCAGUGAAAUUACAUUGUUGGUUUUAUAAGUAUAUACAGAUACCUUUGGAAAUAUAUUUGUUAAAUAAAUGAAAAGUUAUUUUAACAAUUUCUACUCUGUGAUGCAGAAAUGAAAGAAAUCCAUUCAUGCCCAGAAUAACCCUAAACGGGUAAAUCAACCAGCCAGUUGACCUGCAUAUCUGCUACCUGAUUGGGUAAUCUGAAAAAUAAAAGCUGAAUUGCUGCCAAAUGAAGAGGCAGAAACAUA
Messenger RNA from Cheilinus undulatus (humphead wrasse), 2851 nucleotides. RefSeq names its product piggyBac transposable element-derived protein 2-like. Bases 107 to 2455 code for a protein of 782 amino acids. The record is from RefSeq and is a predicted model, not a curated record. Lineage: Eukaryota; Metazoa; Chordata; Actinopteri; Labriformes; Labridae. The transcript has 4 exons.